AUGAUGCGUGGCAGCACUUUGGUUUUCCCCCUUCCUCGAGUGACUUCACAUUUCCGCUGUUUCGCUUCUACGUCUGCUAAUAUGGGAAGAGAGAACAUCGUCCACUAUCAGUUGGAGAGAGACAACGAGUCUGACUUGACCACGAGUCCGCCCAAUGGCAGGAUCCUGAAUGGACACAGCAACGGUACUGGCAAGGUUUUGCCUGCUGAGAGGUUGAACCAUCCAUUUACCCUCUCCAAAGAGUCUACAUUGUCGGACUUUCUUGAUAAUAACAGGUACUUUGUUGAAUCCAUCAAACACAACCACCUGAACCAGGUUUUUGAAAUAAAUGGCAAAGGUCAAAGUCCGCAUACGUUAUGGAUCGGCUGUUCCGACUCUAGAGCUGGUGAACUGUGCCUUGCAACCUUGCCUGGUGAAAUUUUCACUCACAGAAACAUUGCCAAUAUCGUCAAUGCCAAUGAUAUUUCGUCUCAGGGUGUAAUUCAAUUCGCUGUUGAUGUCUUGAAGGUCCGUAAAAUCAUUGUCUGUGGUCAUACGGAUUGUGGUGGUGUCUGGGCAUCUUUAUCAAAGAAGAGAAUUGGCGGUGUGCUUGAUUUAUGGCUUAAUCCUAUCAGACAUAUUCGUGCUCAGAAUAACAAAUUACUAGAUUCUAUGAAGCAUGAACCACGUGAAAGAGCAAAGAAAUUGGCAGAACUUAACGUUGUUGCCUCCGUUUUGGCGCUUAAAAGACACCCAUCUGCCCUGAAAGCCUUGAAGAAUGGCGAGAUUGAGGUCUGGGGCCUCAUGUAUGACGUGGGUUCGGGCUACCUCCUGGAAGUCGAGAUCCCACAAGACGAAUUCGAAGACUUGUUCCAUGUCGACGACGAAGACGUCGAAGACGAAUCCAACCCCCACUAA
Candidozyma haemuli is the source of this 897-nucleotide messenger RNA. It is a transcript of the gene NCE103, whose product is annotated as carbonate dehydratase. Gene Ontology annotation, molecular function: carbonate dehydratase activity; zinc ion binding. The record is from RefSeq and is a predicted model, not a curated record. The coding region runs from base 1 to 897 and encodes 298 amino acids. The transcript has a single exon. Gene Ontology annotation, cellular component: cytoplasm. Gene Ontology annotation, biological process: carbon utilization; cellular response to carbon dioxide; cellular response to oxidative stress. Lineage: Eukaryota; Fungi; Ascomycota; Pichiomycetes; Serinales; Metschnikowiaceae.